UCACAACUCUGUGUUAUGUUUAGUACAUGAUUAAGAUCUGUUGUGAGCCUAACGUGUGUGAGUGUGUGCAUUGUGUAUUUUCAUGUCUGACGCCAGAAGCGCAGUCCUCUGCAGUGACACUGAUCACCCUCCAUACAGAAGAGCACACAGCGCAGACUACGUUACAACCAGCUCCUCGCCACGAGAGAAGGGCGCCAACCGGCAGCGUUCCAAUCGAUGCAACACGUUUUGUUCAAGCCUUUCCACUGGCGCACGACACGAACAGCACAACAGCAGCAUGGGAAGAGUCGGACCAGCAGCAUGCGUGUCGGGGAAUAUGACGAAUGCCCUCCUGUACGAUCGUGUCCAGAUAAAUGAAAGGACCUGAAGAGCCUUCAGAAGCCCUGUGGACACAUGGAGUACAAGAUACCAGCCAAGAAUAGAUAGUUUCUGGACUCCUGACCACAACGAAUUCACCUCGAGCCUCAGCUGAUUCCCCUUUGACUAUUUUUUCUACGUUGUGGUCGAAAACACAUCACUGUCUUCCCCAUUCCGAAGACCUCCCACAUUUAUCCUCCUCAGCGUGCCCUCAGAGGGGCGAUGCCAGUCUUGCUCAAUGCCGACUCCUCCUUCAGCUCCAAACAGGAGCUCCUGGACCUCGAGGAAUGCCCUCGCAAUGGGGGGCCCUCUCUGGACACGCCCAGCCCUGUGGACUCCCAGACAGGCAGCCCCUUAGGCUCAGGCCCCAGAAGCCCCGGAGCUGGUGGCCCCAUUCGGCCUGAUAUUUUUACUGGAGCUUCCACACUCCCCGGGCAGCUAUAUGGAGUGGAAGCAAACCCCCAUACAGAGACUCCCGUGGUAGUAAAUCAAAACUCCACUGACUUAGAUCUGCUUUGUGGCUGGGGGUCUCUGACACCAAAAGCUAUUCAAGUUUUCAACACCCCUCAUUGGGUGCUGUUCUUCCUCUGUAUGGCCUCUUUCCUCCAGGGCAUUGUGAUCAACGGCUUCAUUAACACAGUGAUCACCUCCAUUGAGAAGCGAUUCGACCUGCGCAGCUACCAGACCGGCCUGAUUGCCAGCUCCUACGACAUCGCCGCCUGCAUCUGCCUGGCCUUCGUCAGUUACUUCGGUGGGACGGGGCACAAGCCUCGCUGGCUGGGAUGGGGGGUGCUGAUCAUGGCACUGGGUUCCCUGGUGUUUGCCCUGCCCCACUUCACCACACCCUCCUACCAGGUCAGUCUGUCCGAGCAAACAGGAAUGUGCUCCGCCAACCGUACCAGCCCGUGCCAGGACCAGGAGGGCGGGGGAUUGUCCAACUAUCGCUUUGUGUUCAUGCUGAGCCAGUUUCUGCAUGGUGUGGGAACGACACCUCUCUACACCUUAGGGGUCACAUACCUGGACGAGAACGUCCAGUCCAACUAUGCACCUGUGUAUAUAGGGAUCUUCUACACUUUUAGCAUUGUGGGUCCUGCAGUCGGCUACCUGCUGGGAGGAUACUUCCUGAACAUCUACUCCGAGGUCCACCUGACGACUGAGAUGACCCCAGAUAACCCUCUGUGGGUCGGUGCCUGGUGGAUCGGAUUUCUCAUAGGAGGAGCAGCAGCUGUGCCGGUAGCUUUCCUCAUCCUGGGAUACCCACGACAGCUACCAGGCUCUCAAGAGUACAUGGCCAUGCGGGUGUCUGAGGCCCACCAGCUCAAGGACGGAAGCCACACCACAGCAUCGGACCCUAAGUUUGGCAAAUCAGUCAAAGACAUGCCAAGAUCGGUGCUUCUCCUCUUAAAGAAUCCCACUUUCCUGUUCCUGUGCUUAGCUGGAGCCACUGAGGCCACCCUUCUAUCUGGCAUGUCCACGUUUGGUCCCAAAUUCUUGGAGUCACAGUUCAGUCUCAGCGCAUCGGAGGCUGCUACAUGGUUCGGAUACAUGGUGGUCCCAGCAGGAGGUGGUGGCACAUUUCUGGGGGGCUACACUGUGAAGAGACUCAACCUGCGCUGUCGCGGUAUCAUCUACUUCUGCAUGAUGUGUGCGACGGUCAGCCUGCUCGCCAUGUUCAUCUUUCUCAUCCACUGUCCCAACAUGCCGAUGGCUGGGGUCACAACACCAUACCAGUCCGCCCUGAUGGAGCAACACCAACUGGACAACUCUUCCAUGGAGCUGAAUCUGACAGUGGGCUGCAACGCCGUCUGUGGCUGUGCCCGAGAGCUGUAUAACCCUGUGUGCGGCGCAGACGGCGUGAUGUAUUACUCCCCCUGCCAUGCCGGCUGCAGGUCCAUCAACAACACUGAACCCUCCACUGGCAAACAGGUGUACUCUGGAUGCAGCUGCGUGGUGGGUAAUGUGUCCUGGGGACAGGACGGCUUCGCCCUGGCAGGGAAGUGUGGCAGCGUCUGCCACUACAUGCCGGCCUUCCUCUCCUUCCUCUUCAUCCUCAUCCUCUUCACGUUCCUCUGUAGCAUACCAGCACUCACCGCCACGCUCAGGUGUGUGCCAGACAGCCAGAGAUCCUUUGCACUCGGCAUCCAGUGGAUUGUUGUGCGUGCGUUAGGUAGUAUUCCCGGUCCCAUUAUAUUUGGCUCUAUGAUUGACACCUCCUGCAUACUGUGGCAGGAUCAGUGUGGCGAGCAGGGCUCCUGCUCCCUCUAUCAGAACUCAGCCAUGAGCCAGAACACACUUGUGACUGGUAUCAUCUGUAAGGGUAUGGGGAUAAUCUUUUUCCUGUUGGCCAGCGUCCUGUACCAGCCUCCUCCUGAGUCGCCUCAAAGCAGCUGUGAGAGCACCGACCACAGAGUCGGAGACACGGGCGACCUGCCCGCCAAAGACCUGCCUGAAGAUGGCGUCAUUGUCAACCCGCACGCUAGGUUAUGACGUCGUUCACCCCCUAACCAUUGAGUCGCAAUCUGUGUGUCUGUGUAUUUGUACUUCUAUCUUUGUGAGGACCAGUUUGACUAUUGGACAUUAUGGAGUGUGGAAAUUUUGGGAAAGUGAAGACGUUUUGGCCGGUCCACAUAAUUCAAAGGGCUGUUUGAGGGUUAAGACUUGGUCUCCUGUUAGUGGAAGGGUUAGGGUUAGAAAUGUAGUUGUGAUGGUUAAGGUUUAGGUAUGGGAAUACAUUAUAUCAAUCAGUAUCCUCACAAAGACACAAGUCUGUGUGUGUGUGUGUGUGUGUGUGUGUGUGUGUGUGUGUGUGUGUGUGUGUGUGUGUGUGUGUGUGUGUGUGUGUGUGUGUGUGUGUGUGUGUGUGUGUGUGUGUGUGUG
This is a messenger RNA of Scophthalmus maximus (turbot), 3234 nucleotides long. RefSeq names its product solute carrier organic anion transporter family, member 4A1 (gene slco4a1). Lineage: Eukaryota; Metazoa; Chordata; Actinopteri; Pleuronectiformes; Scophthalmidae. Gene Ontology annotation, molecular function: protein binding. The transcript has 12 exons. Gene Ontology annotation, cellular component: membrane. The record is from RefSeq and is a predicted model, not a curated record. Gene Ontology annotation, biological process: transmembrane transport; sodium-independent organic anion transport. Bases 580 to 2844 code for a protein of 754 amino acids.